Messenger RNA from Nicotiana attenuata, 858 nucleotides. RefSeq lists its product as uncharacterized. Bases 1 to 858 code for a protein of 285 amino acids. The transcript has a single exon. Lineage: Eukaryota; Viridiplantae; Streptophyta; Magnoliopsida; Solanales; Solanaceae. The record is from RefSeq and is a predicted model, not a curated record.
AUGUUAAAGACACAGGGUGAUGUCAAAACUGACGAGCUCUGUCGUCUGGAGGAUUUUGAAGUUUACAAAAUCGUGUUUCAAGAAAACCCAAUUGAAUUCUUGGACUAUACAUCAGCUGAAGUUAGUGAAAAAUCAGUUCUUGAUUCUUCAGUUCAAGAAAAAGACUCUGCCACUGCCACAGAAAAUUCAGGUGAAAUGGAGGAGAAGACAUUGGAAGAUUUCUUCAAAGAAAUAGAUGAGUUCGAAAGCAAGACUUGGAAUAGUGAUAAUGUGGAAAGGAAGAAAAUUGAGGCAUUGGGCACAAAGGCCGAUAAAGUUGUUGAAAAACAAAAGGAAGAAAUGAUGAUGGGAAAUGGAUCCAAGGAGGCUGCUGCUCAUGUUGAUAAAGUGAAAAAGUCACAUUCUUGGAGACUUGGAGAAAAUCUUGAUUACAACAAGUCAAAAAUAAUGGAGCAGAAUUUGGGGAGCUAUGGAUCUAUGAGGAAAGAAAAAGAGUGGACAAGGACAUUGGCAUGCAAACUUUAUGAGGAAAGGCACAAUGCUAGUGAUAGUAGUGGUGGUGAAGGGAUGGAUUUGUUGUGGGAAACUUAUGAAUUAGACUCAGCAAAGAGCAAGGUCAAAAGGGAUAAUGUUAACAAGAAGAAGAAAUCAGGAGAAUUGAAGAGCUACAAAAAAGAUGAAGAAGAGGAAGAAGAAAUGAAUGGGCAGUUGUGUUGCUUACAGGCUCUAAAGUUCUCAGCUGGAAAGAUGAAUUUAGGUAUGGGAAGGCCUAAUCUUGUUAAGAUUUCUAAAGCAAUUAAAGGGUUUGGAUGGCUACAUCAUGUCAGCAAGAAAAACAAGGUCCAUUGUGGAGAAUGA